UGUAGCCGUUCUGUAGUGGUAUCGAGUAACAGUAAAAUGACUGGAGUUCUGAUAGGCAACGCCGACCCCACGUUUGACUUUAGACCAAUCAUUGCGAGCGGAGUUUUGAGGCUCGAAGGUCUAUCUAUCUUGACUCUCUUGAGACUGAUAGUGAACCAUUUGCGUCUACUGUAAGGGACAACAAACCACGCACGGGUUGGAUUAUUGCAGGCGUUCGCACCAAAUCUGCAGCUCUCGCUCUCGCACAGCUUAUUUGAUGUCCAUGUCAAUAAAUUGAUGGUUGUACAUGUACAAGGAUGGCGCAAUCAAUUAGAACUUUUUUCGCGACCCGGAUUGCAAUACAACGACGCCGAUUGGUGGCAACAAAUCCUAUCCGCGUCAUAAGUGAGCAAUUGCGUUGUGUGAGCAUAGAACUCCAAGCCCAAAAUGGUUCAGCUGCUAGGUCGGUACCUACCUAAUCAGAUCCGCGACUAUGAUGCAACAGCGGCCUCUUCCCACUAACGAUUCCCUUUCUUUUCUUCUCCUACCAUCUCCGUGACAUCUCUUUCUAAGCUUUGUUAUUUCCCAUUGAACGUUGGCGAGUACCCUUCGUCGCCGCAUCACCAAACUACCCACAUUACAAUAUAGCUACUCGAGUAUGGCGUCAGCGACCGGCAUUCCGGAGGCUUCUCCAGCCCAUGCGCACAUACACGACGAAGGCCGUAGAGAAGACGAACCUCUUCUGGGUCGUCGUGGAGAUGUUUCUCAGCCUGAGGGAAGAGCACUCUACCACAAUGUCUACAUUGGUAAGAGUCAAUGAACUCACCACUUUCUCCGAGCUACAGCUAACUGGCUUUCACAGGCACUGCCGCCAUCGCGCAGGCUGGAAUCGUCCUCCUCAUAGCUUCCGUUUGGGCCAGCGUCUUUCUCAAUAAGCUACUCCCCUUCGUCUCUCCUCAUCCUCUUUUGAACUCGGCCGGUAUAUUGUUCAUAACCCAGGCCAUUCUUAUUGUUCAACCAACGCAUACAGCCCAGCAGAAACGAGAAGGCACCAUUGCUCAUUUCACUUUGAAUACCCUGGGCGUUAGUUCUCUUAUUGCUGGCCUAAUCAUUAUCGAGAUCAACAAAUUUCGGAAUAACCCUCCUCAUCACCUCCAGUCUGUUCACGCAAUCCUCGGCCUUAUUACGUAUAUCGUUCUGGCCCUCCAAGCUUUGGUUGGCUUUACAGCAUAUUUCGUGCCGCAGUUAUAUGGAGGGGUAAACCAGGCAAAGUCCCUCUACAAGUGGCACAGGAUCAGCGGAUAUAUUAUUUUCCUUCUUUUGUUGGCAACGGUGGCUGCAGCAACUCAGACUGAUUACAACAAGAAUGUGUUGGACAUCAAGCUUUGGGCUGUUCUUGUCUGUUCCGUAUUGAUCGUGAUUGGGGUUUUCCCAAGAAUUAAGAAGGAGAAACUUGGACUUGCCAAACCCGAGACAAGACCAAGUGGUGCUUUUGGACAAUGAGAAGAAUGUUUUCUGCGAAAUUAUUUCCCAGCGAGUAAAAUAUAACGGAACUCGGGAAAAAGGCCAGAGGUAGGGACGAAUGUUGCCAAUAGUGGUAGGCGUAUAUGGGAAUGGGAAUGGGAAUGGAGUUUAGGAUGAUGUGAUUUAGGUUAUCUUUCACAGGUAUUGCAUCAGCGAUAUUCAAUGACACUUUCAUGAGCUACAAGUUUUC
This is a messenger RNA of Hymenoscyphus albidus, 1693 nucleotides long. The record is from the annotation of a GenBank genome assembly. Lineage: Eukaryota; Fungi; Ascomycota; Leotiomycetes; Helotiales; Helotiaceae.